This is a messenger RNA of Prorocentrum cordatum, 657 nucleotides long. NCBI's taxonomy places the organism in Eukaryota, Dinophyceae, Prorocentrales, Prorocentraceae. The record is from the annotation of a GenBank genome assembly.
AUGGAGUGGCCCCCUGCGCCCGCUGAAGUGGCUGAGGCUAUCAGAAUCGAUGGCAUGUGGCCUCGGGAGCAAGAGUUGUGCUUCUUUGUGAACAAGGUGUGGCCACCGUGCAUGUCGUCUGGCAAGGACGGCGCCGGGUACAUCGACCUGAACAUGUCCAUGAUGAGGCUGCUGACGGGGUGCAUCGACUAUGACUUCGAGGGAAAGCCUGAUGAGAAGUUUCCUUUGAAGAAGUCGCCCUGGAAGGGCAGCCCCAUGACGCUAGUGGGGAGCAUGAAGCUGGCGGUGCGGUACUUCAACAGUGCAUGCAACAGGUUCGUGGUUCGCUUGGCGGAGCCGAUUGAGUAUCUCCGCGGCAUCGGUUGGCACGAGAGCUUCUGUCGCACGAACUUCUUCAAGGUGCCUGACGACAUGGACGACGGCAAGCGCGCGGAGAUGACCGAGGUGCAGUACGGGGAGCUGAUUGCGAACAUGUGUGGCAACGCUUGGUCUGGUUUUACUUACAGCGCAGUUCAGACAGCAUUGGUGGCAACGUCUGGCCAUUUCUUUUCUAAGAUCGGCAGGUCCUCGCGUGCGCCCGCAGCUCCCGCUCCCGCCGACGACGACAGUGAUGAGGCGCGCGAGAGCUACCUGGAGCAGGCGGCUACGGUGACCUGA